Dermochelys coriacea (leatherback sea turtle) is the source of this 976-nucleotide messenger RNA. Its product is annotated as polymeric immunoglobulin receptor-like. Gene Ontology annotation, cellular component: cell surface. Bases 1 to 744 code for a protein of 247 amino acids. The record is from RefSeq and is a predicted model, not a curated record. Gene Ontology annotation, molecular function: signaling receptor activity. NCBI's taxonomy places the organism in Eukaryota, Metazoa, Chordata, Testudines, Dermochelyidae. The transcript is spliced from 4 exons.
AUGAAAAACUCUCGAGAGGCUGCAAUGCCACUGGGUACAAAUCAGCUUGACAUAUGCAGGAACAAUGACAUCAUUGAGAUCACAAUCUCUGAGCACGAGCACAAAUGUAUCAUCGUGCAGGACGAAGGCUCCCCCAGUGAUGUGGUCAUCAUCCAGGAGGGCGUGGGUUUUGGUGCUGUAGCUGAGGUGGUGGAGGAUUCCAGGAACAAGAGUUUGACACAGUGGAGGAGCAGAGUGGAGGGGCAGCAUCUCGUUGUUGAGUGUCAUUACAAUUCCUGGGAUUAUAGUGCAACACAGAAAACCUGGUGCCGGCUGAGAGACAAGAAAUGCUUUCCCUUAGUUAGCACCUCUUACCCAUCAUCACGUAGACACCCAACCAAGGUUACCUCUGGAAGAGCCACGAUAGAGGAUGACACCCACAAUGGGAUUAUAACCAUCACCAUGGAGAAGCUGCAGGUGCAGGACUCUGGAGUGUACUGGUGUGUGUUCUAUGACCUGCCCAAUACAUGGUAUCGACUAACGGCAAUUAAACUGGAUGUUUCCAAGGAAUUCCAAGAAUACGAUGCUCUGGAGGGGCAGAGUCUCUCUGUCCAGUGUCCAUACAACACACACAAUUACAAAGAGGAGAAGAAAGCCUGGUGCCGAAGGACAGUUCAGAAUGAGUGUGAUGUCUUGGUCAACACUGAUCACGGGUACUUCACAUAUCAGAACAGGGCUCAGAAAGGCCAGAGCGAGGAUACAUGACGGACACCCAGAAAGGGAUUGUUUACUAUCACCGUGGAGAAACUGCAGGUAGACGAUGCAGGGCUGUACUGGUGUGUGCUCUACAGCCUCCCAGGUUUUACAGAAUAAUUGAAGUUAAACUGGCUGUUACCAAGGCUACAUCUACAAGUGACGCCCCAGUUACCCUAACCACAGGUCACACCAGCCUAAUCUUUAGCACAGCUAGUGCUGGAGUCAAUCCAUCAGACAGCAG